Messenger RNA from Odocoileus virginianus texanus, 1335 nucleotides. RefSeq names its product arrestin 3 (gene ARR3). The record is from RefSeq and is a predicted model, not a curated record. Gene Ontology annotation, molecular function: G protein-coupled receptor binding. Lineage: Eukaryota; Metazoa; Chordata; Mammalia; Artiodactyla; Cervidae. Gene Ontology annotation, biological process: signal transduction; G protein-coupled receptor internalization; visual perception.
UUGGAGAGGCGAGCAUAGCAACCAGAGCUGGAGACGGAUGUGAGCUUCACCUUCCUCCCCAGAAAAGGCUCAACAUCCACACCAUGGCCAACAUGUCUAGGGUGUUUAAGAAGACCUGCUCCAAUGGCAAGCUAUCCAUGUACCUGGGGAAACGGGACUUCGUGGACCAUGUGGACAUGGUGGAACCCAUCGAUGGUGUAGUCCUGGUUGACCCUGAUUACUUAAAAGGCCGAAAGAUGUUUGUCAUGUUGACCUGUGCCUUUCGCUACGGCCAUGAUGACUUGGAUGUGAUUGGUCUGACAUUCCGCAAAGAUCUGUACGUACAGGUCCAACAAGUGGUCCCAGCUGAGCCCAACAGCCUCCGGGGCCCCCUCACAGUCCUGCAGGAGCGACUGCUGCACAAGCUGGGGGACAAUGCCUACCCCUUUACCCUGCAGAUGGUUGUCAACCUGCCUUGUUCGGUGACACUGCAGCCAGGUCCUGAUGAUACAGGAAAGGCCUGCGGUAUUGACUUUGAAGUGAAGAGUUUCUGUGCCGAAAACCUGGAGGAGAAAGUCUCCAAGAGAGACUCUGUGCGGCUGGUGAUUCGGAAAAUACAGUUUGCCCCCCUGGAACCAGGCCCCGGCCCCUGUGCCCAGACUGUGCGCCGCUUCCUCCUGUCAGCUCAGCCCCUACAACUCCAGGCCUGGAUGGACAAGGAGGUAAAUUAUCAUGGCAAACCCAUCUCUGUCAAUGUUUCCAUCAACAACUCCACCAACAAGGUCAUCAAAAAAAUCAAGAUUUCAGUUGACCAGAUCACAGAUGUCGUCCUGUAUUCACUAGACAAGUACACCAAGACUGUGUUCGUUCAGGAGUUCACGGAGACUAUAGCUGCUAACUCCACCUUCUCCAAGAGCUUUGAAGUAACCCCGCUCCUGGCACCCAACUGCCAGAAACAGGGCCUGGCAUUGGAUGGCAAACUCAAGCAGGGUGACACCAAUCUGGCCUCUAGCACAAUUCUUCAACCAGGAGUGGACAAGGAGCUGCUGGGGAUCCUGGUGUCCUACAAAGUCAGAGUCAACCUGAUGGUGUCCUGUGGAGGCAUCCUAGGCGACCUGACAGCCAGUGAUGUUGGUGUGGAGCUCCCCCUGAUCCUGAUGCAUCCAAAGCCUUCAGACGAGGCUGCUAGCUCUGAGGACAUAGUCAUCGAGGAGUUUGCUCAGCAGGAGCCCAAUGGAGAGGACAGCAAGGAGGCUUUGGCAGCUGAGGGGGAUGAGGGCAGCUGAGCACCUGGCUCCAGUACCUAUGUGUGGGGGUCCCACUGCAACACUCAAUAAAUCAGCUUGUCCGGAUGUG